AUGCGGACCUUCCUACUUGCUGGCCUCUGUGCUGUGGCCACCCACGCAGCUCUCGUGGACCGUCAGGCUUCUUCAUCAUGCAAUGCGACCUCAGUAGCGACAGUAUCCUCAGGAACAGAGACCGAAACAGUGCAAGAGGAUACCUACGUGAUGUGGGCCACAACGACUGUAACCGUCAUGUCGAUGGGAGCAUCACCUUUAUCAACGACCGCAUCGCCGACCCCAAGCAACGCAAAACGCAACAUCCCAGCACAAGCCCACCUACCAACGCAAGCGUCCGAAGAACGCAAAAAACGACACGCCGCAAUCCCCGGCGCCUACAGCAAUAACAACGCCGCCGCCGCCGUAAAACGCGACCUCUCCGCCCGCGCCGUCUGCGCAACCCCCUCCACAACCGUAACCACCACCCUCGGCGCCACAACCACCACCGUAACAUCAACACACACCCUCUCCCGCUACGCCCGCGCCACCGUCACCGCGCCCGCCUGCGACGCCAGCACAAACUACGGCCUCUUCAACGGCACCCUGAACCGCAACCUCUACUACGGCUACGGCAAAACACCCACCUUCCAAUCGUAUCCAUCCCUCAACGUCUCGGCGUGCUGCGCGCAGUGCUUCAACAACGCCGACGGCUGCGUCGCGUGGAGUUUCGACGGGAGCGUGAAUAACACCGAUGCGGUGCCUGGGUGUGUCAUGGCGCUGUAUGAUGGCGGGUGUCCGACGAAGUGGGGUGCGGAUACGAUUCGGUAUGAGAAUCAGAGGAAGUAUUUGGUCGGGUUGGGGAGGUGUAAUGUUCAGGUUGCUUGGUUUCAGGGGUAG
Messenger RNA from Zasmidium cellare ATCC 36951, 819 nucleotides. RefSeq lists its product as uncharacterized. The coding region runs from base 1 to 819 and encodes 272 amino acids. The record is from RefSeq and is a predicted model, not a curated record. The transcript has a single exon. Lineage: Eukaryota; Fungi; Ascomycota; Dothideomycetes; Mycosphaerellales; Mycosphaerellaceae.